Limanda limanda (common dab) is the source of this 3219-nucleotide messenger RNA. Its product is annotated as ankyrin repeat and BTB/POZ domain-containing protein 2-like. The record is from RefSeq and is a predicted model, not a curated record. The transcript has 20 exons. Lineage: Eukaryota; Metazoa; Chordata; Actinopteri; Pleuronectiformes; Pleuronectidae. The coding region runs from base 1 to 3219 and encodes 1072 amino acids. Gene Ontology annotation, molecular function: protein heterodimerization activity.
AUGAAGAUGAAGAUGAAGCUCCAGCUUCUUCUCUGUGGUUCCAACUCGUCCUCCAUCCGGACCCUGGAGGACCUGACCCUGGACCCAGGCUACGUGCCCGGGGACCAGUCCCUCUCCUCCGGGUCGGGUCAGUCCCCUUCGCCCCCCAGCCCUCCUCAGCGGGGGGUCUGGGGGUCUCACGCCGGGUCUCCGUGCAGCUGGGACACGGGCAGCCCGCUGCCGGAGGACACGGAGGACUUCCGGUCCCGGUGUCCCCUCCUGCCGGAGCUGGAGGACCCCCCCUGGAGCGAGGCGGACCUGCGGGAGGUGGUGAGCCGGGUCCCGGGCGCGUCGCUCAGUGGGGGGGUCCUCAGUGGGGGGGCCCUGCGCCGCCUGUCCGUGCUGCUGGCGCGCGCCCUGAUGCGCGUGACCCGCGAGGCGCAGCGGCUGAGCGUGCUGCACCGGACGUGCACGCGCCUGGAGGUGCUCAGCUCCUUCCGGUUGGUGCUGAGGGGGGGGCUGGCGGAGCGCUGCGGGGGGGCCGCGCUCAGGGCCGUGUCCACGCACUGCAUGGGCUCCGGGGGGGGCCCGGGGGGGGGUCGCUGCGGCCUGGUCCUGUCCCCGGGACGCUUCUUCCGGUGGAUGGUUGACACGCGCGUGUCCGUGCGCGUGCACGAGCACGCGGCCGUGUGCCUGGGGGCGUGCGUGGAGACUCUGGCGGAGGAGGUGACCCGGAGGGCUCUGCAGGAGGGGGGGCCCCCCGGGGGGCCCGGGGGGGGCCCGGUGACCGUGGAGCUGCUGGACGCGCUCGUGCACAACGACCCGGAGCUGUGGGGCCUCCUGCACGUGUACGAGCAUCUGAUGUGCGGGAGGAACGCGCACGGUGAGCUGUCUCUGCCGGCCCAUGUGAGUCCGUACACGAAGGCUCCCGAGGACUCGGUGGAGAGCAGGGAGGACGCUUACAUCCAGCUGGAGCUGCGGACGCUGGAGCAGGCGCUGCUCGCCACGAGCGUGGGCAGCAUCUCCGAGCUCAGUGACCUGGUGUCUCGAGCGAUGCAUCACAUGCAGCGUCUGCGCAGCUGCAGCUCCGUCACCAGCCCCCCCCGCCCGGCCAAUCAGCCGCCAGUGUCCUGGGCCGGCGACGCCCUCCGGACGCUCUUCUACUUCCUGUCCAGCCCUCAGAUGGAAUCACUGGAGAGUCCGAGCAGGACGCUGACCAGAGAGAGGCCCUUCCUGCUCCGCCCCCCCCUCAUGGAGUGGAUCCGAGCGGCCGUGGUUCACGCCGAGCACCGCCGCAGCCGAUUGGUCGACAGCGAUGAUGUCAGACAGACGGCCCGGCAGCUGCUCCCAGGUCUGGACUGUGAGCCCAGACAGCUGAGGUCAGAGUGCUGCGUCCAGUCGUUCAAGGGUCUGGACGCUGAAGCUGCUUCUCUGAAGUUCCAGCUGGACCUGGGCUUCCGGAUGCUGUCGUGUGGUCGAGCGGAUCUCGUCCAUCAGGCCGCUCGGCUGCUGGGGGCGGAGAGCGUCAACACCAGGGACGACCAGGGAAUGACUCCUCUGAUGUACGCCUCCGCAGCAGGAGAUGAGGCGCUGGUGCAGAUGCUCAUCGAGGGCGGAGCCAAUCUGGAUCUGCAGGUCCCAGGCUGCUCUGUCAGACAUCCAUCUGUUCACCCCGGCAGCCGCCACUGGGUGGCGCUGACGUUCGCCGUGCUGCACAGUCACUUGUCUGUGGCUCAGCUGCUGCUGGAGGCCGGAGCAGACGUGGAGGGGGGGGUCCAGCUGGACGACCAGGAGAGUUCCUCGGAGACGCCGCUGCAGCUCGCUGCUGCUGCAGGUCACUACGAGCUGGUGAGUCUGCUUCUCGCCACCGGAGCCGACCCGCUGCUCAGAGUGCAUCAUGGGAACUCCCUGACAUCACCGCUGUAUGAAGACAUGAACUGUUUCAGUUACGCUGCCGCUCACGGACACAGGAACGUUCUCAGGAGGCUGCUGCUGCAGCCGCAGCCCAGGAAGGAGGAUGUUCUCUCUCUGGAGGAGAUCCUGGCUGAAGGAGUGGAGGAGGAGGAGGAAGAGGAGGAGGAGGUGAAGACUCCUCUUCCUCCUCCUGACUCCUCCAGUCGUGCUCCCAGGCUGUGUAAAGCCAGGAUGAAGGCUCUGCAGCAGGCGGCGUACUACAGCGCCGAGCACGGAUACCUGGACGUGACCCUGGAGCUCCGAGAGAUGGGUGUCCCCUGGAGACUCCACAUCUGGCUGGAGUCUCUCCUCAGAGCUGUGCAGCUGUGCAGGGACGAAGUGACCGUCUCGCUGCUCGCUGAGUUCCCGUCCAUCAGGACAGACGACUACACCCCCGAGCUGCUGUCCACAGGGAUCCCACUGAUGUUCAGCAUGUUGGAGACCAGCAAGGAUUAUGUGAUCACCAAGCGUCUGGCGUCCGUCUUCUCUCACUGCUACGGCGGCUGUCCCGUCCCGUCUGUCCCGCCCGUGGACGUCACUCUGUCCACGCAGCUCGACGUUCAUUUCCUCAACAACCAGGAGAUGUCUGACGUGACCUUCGUGGUGGACGGACGUCCCUUCUUCGCUCACCGCGUGCUGCUGAUGUCGGCCUCUGAACGUUUUCGACGUCUGCUCAGCGACUCCCCCGACGACAUCAUCCACAUCAGUCACGUGACCUACAGCACGUUCCAGAUGAUGAUGAAGGCUUUGUACUGUGGAGGAACAGAGGGAAUGAAUCUCUCUCAGUCUGAAGCCGUGAAGCUACUUCCUGUUGCCACAUUCUUCGAGCUCUCAGUUCUGCAGAGAAGCUGCGAGACGACGCUGUCACGAACUCUGACGCUGGACAACGUGGUCGACGUCUACCAGAGCGCCAAGCACCACGGAGCCACUGAACUCUGCAGGUUCUGUGAAGGAUUCUUCCUGCAGCACAUGGACCUGCUCCUGGACAGAGAGGACUUCCACCGCCUGCUGCUAGGGGGCGCCGGUCAGCAGCUGCUCUGCCCGGGGACCAUCGAUCAGGACGGGGACGCGUCGCUCCUGAACGACCUGAAGGUGGCGCUGAUCCACAGACUUUACACCCUUCACCGAGUGUGUGGAGAGGGGCGAUGUGGAGUCUACUGCCAGGGGGCCGGACUCAAAGGGGGGGGGUGUGGGGGUGUGGGGGGGAAGCGGGGGGUCUUCUCUCUUCAGGGUCGGACUCUCCUGGCGGCGGCCGGUCUUGCCGAGGUUAAUAGCUAUUAUGGAUGA